This is a messenger RNA of Spodoptera exigua (beet armyworm), 1289 nucleotides long. The record is from the annotation of a GenBank genome assembly. NCBI's taxonomy places the organism in Eukaryota, Metazoa, Arthropoda, Insecta, Lepidoptera, Noctuidae.
AAAACAAACAACUUGAUCUUAUCUUGAAAGUUUUUUAUCAAAAUACGAAAUUCCAAAGUUCUAAGUGGUUUUAAGUGGCUAAAUGGACUUUAAAAAAAUUGUGCACUCCAACCCAAUGGCGUUCUACUUGUUCUGUGUUUUAGUUUGGUCCCAAACCUAUCGAAAUGUCUCGCAACGCAGCUCCUUCGUUAGAUCAGCUGGAAAAGCUAGUAAGCUUUUUAGAAAACAAACCAUGGUUGGCUAUGGGCCAUGCUCGUACUGCAAAUGCUCGCAUUCGCAGUCGUCAGGCAUGGUCCGAAAUAACAACAGCCCUGAACAGUGAUGGCAGUGGGUGUAUGAAAACAUCGGAACAGUGGUGUAAGUACUGGAAGGACAAAAAAGGAGCAGUUAAGAGGAAGUCCAGCUUAAUUGCAGCCGCGAGGCGUCGCACUGGUGGUGGCAUAGAAGAAGAUUUGCCACAACUUAGUGAGAUAGAAUUAAAAAUCCAAACCAUUAUGGGAGGAGAAAGUUUUGGUUGCGGAGAUCAAAAUUUAGAAAUAAAUCCUUUUGAGCAAGAACCAUUAAAUAGAACUGUGGAAAGUGAAGAGUCUCCCAGCAUUUUACUUAAUAUUGUCCCUCCAAAUGUGCAGCAGGCUAACCAAAGUGAGGAGCCAGGCCAUGAAAUGCAAUGGUCUAAUCUUGCUGCUUUUGAUGUGGAUAGUGUGCAAGACAAUCUAGCACAGAUACCACAAGUACCACCAGCACCAGAUGCUCAUAGUCCAGAAGCUGAAGAAAACAGGGUUUCGCUUACUGAGCUUGCAAGACCUGUAGCACACGCAAAUGAUGUUUUGGAAAGGGGCAGUCAAACUCCUACACGGCGUGUGCACAGUGAGACAGUACGCGGUCGCCGACGCACUCACCAGCUAUCUCCGCGUCAAUCUGCAUCGCGCCGGCGACUAUUGAGACGCUCACCUCCGUCACAACGUCGCUCUGAAAUGGUUAGCAUCACAGAGCGUUUCAUAGCCAUCGAAGAACGUCGAGCACAAGCGGAACUCUUGAUUGCCCAAGCAAUUAGUCAGCAAGUGGAGGGUUAUCGGGCUAUGGCUCAGGCUCUAGAUAACAUAAGUAGCUUCGAUCCAGAAGGUUUUGGAGAGAUCCCGUGGCCUGAUUUCUUACAAACUCUUCAACAUCCCGACUUUAUAGCACAGGUGCCGCCCCACAAACGUGAAAUUCUCCUGGACAAAGCGCAGAGCGCAACAAGCAACGCUAUUACUUUUCAAGAGUUCGUCAAUGUGAGUGGACCAGAUUAG